Messenger RNA from Adineta ricciae, 1512 nucleotides. NCBI's taxonomy places the organism in Eukaryota, Metazoa, Rotifera, Eurotatoria, Adinetida, Adinetidae. The record is from the annotation of a GenBank genome assembly.
AUGUCUGUGAUAUUCACUGUUCUUAUUCUUUGUUCACUUUCAUCAUGGAGCGAACAACAAUAUACAUCUGACUGGACAUCACUUGAUGCACGUCCUUUGCCAAAGUGGUAUGAUGAAAGCAAAAUAGGUAUCUUCAUUCAUUGGGGACUAUAUAGCGUGCCAGCUAUCUCUUCCGAAUGGAUGUGGUGGAACUGGAAAGGCGAUAAUCCAAGUCAGGUUGUUGUCGAUUAUAUGAAAGCAAAUUAUCCACCUGACUGGACUUAUGCAAAUUUCGGUCCAGAGUUCCGUGCAGAUCUCUAUGAUCCAAACGAAUGGGCUGAUCUAUUCGCUGCAUCCGGAGCUAAAUACAUUGUGUUUACAAGCAAGCAUCAUGAAGGUUAUACCAUGUGGCCAUCAACAUUUUCAUUCAACUGGAACUCGAUGCAUGUCGGCCCAAAACGAGAUUUACUUGGAGAUUUAGCCUCAGCUAUUCGAAAUCGAACAAAUCUUGUUUUUGGUUUGUAUUAUUCUCUAUUCGAAUGGUUCAAUCCAUUGUAUCUACGUGAUAAGUCAACUAAUUUUACUUCUCAAGAUUAUGCGAAAACAAAAACAAUGCCUGAAUUGAAAGAAAUCGUUGAAACAUACAAACCUGAAAUUGUCUGGUCUGAUGGUGAAUGGGAACCACUGGAUACUUACUGGAGUGCGACACAAUUCUUAGCAUGGCUUUAUAAUGACAGUCCGGUGAAAGAUACUGUUGUGACCAACGAUCGAUGGGGUAGUGGAACACUAUGUAAACAUGGUGGUUUCUAUACUUGUUUGGAUCGUUACAACCCAGGACAUUUGGUUGAACACAAAUGGGAGAAUUGCUUCACGAUUGAUAAACGAUCAUGGGCAUAUCGUCCUAUUGCAAAUAUUGAUGAUUACAUGACAAUUGAAGAAGUGAUUCGAGAAAUAGUGAUAACGAUCAGUACUGGAGGAAAUGCAUUGGUGAAUGUCGGUCCCAAUAGACAUGGCAAAAUCCCACCGAUAUUUCAAGAACGUUUGCAACAGAUGGGCUCUUGGUUGAAAGUAAACGGGGAAGGGAUUUACGCGUCGGUACCAUGGAAAUAUCAAAACGACACAAUCAAUUCUGAUAUUUGGUAUACCUCAUCGAAAGAUGGUAGAUAUGUGUAUGCUUUUCUCCUGAUGUGGCCGAAGAAUAUCACUGAGAUAACAUUGGGUGCUCCGUUACCUUCAGCAAACACAGUUGUGACAAUGCUGGGCUCAAAUGAUCGUUCUAUUCCAUGGAAAGUAGGCAGUGACAAUCGUGGUAUGAUGAUUGAUAUAUCGAAUGUCAAACUUCAUCUGCUCGAGAGUCAAUGGGUGUGGGUAUUUAGACUAACCGAUUUGCUAACUGACAAUGCCACUAUGACUACAAUCCAACGAACAACAUCGACUGCACGUAUCACUCCUCGAAGCAAUGCAAACCUUUCUUUUUCUUCUUCUUUGUCAUUAUUUAUGCUUCUUGAUGUACUUCUUUAUGUCGUAAUGUGA